UCUACAGCUUAAUGUACUGAGAAGUAAAAAGAAAGUCAUAUUAGAAAAAGGAAAUGAACAGACGUUAUUUUGCACUAAAUUAAAAGCUAAACCAGGAAGGAAGUUGCCACGACUAUGCUAGAUGGGAGCACCUCAGUGACAUGUGCUUGCUUUUGAGAAAAUCAGAACUCUUCAGAUUAGUGCUAGGAAUAAUUACCAUGUUUAUUUUAUGUUUACCUGAAUUUUUCAAAAUCCAUGAAGCUAACACUGUAAUUGUGUCAUGCAUGGAUACAUGCUCAUCGAAGAACACCACUUUUCCACUUUGCACUUUUAAUAGUUCUUGCAAAGGAUCAGUGCCACAAAGAGGAGAAAAACAGACUAUUUUACUGAAGGCUGUGGUAAAUCAUUCCAAUUUCCAGAAUGUUCCAUGUAUUUGUCAGUCCUUUGCGGGGGAACAGCAGUCCCAUACUAAAUACACAGACUGUGAAUCCAAGAGAGAUGUGAAUGUUGAUUAUCAAGUAUCAGGGUCAGUAGCUAAAAAAAUUCCAAAAGCAGAAGUCUUAUUUGAAGUGAAACCAGAAGAUGCUAUUUAUUUUUAUAAAUAUUUUAAUAUCACUACGGUUUCCAAGAAAGAAGAAGUAGAGCAUAAUAGCUACUACCUGCUGGAAAUCCACAUCAACAAUUCUGUCAUCAAAAGAAGAAAUGCAGCUGAAGAAUACCUAAAUCAUUCCUGUCUAGUGGCAAUGAUGGAAAACCAAAAUGACUGUAUAAAUAUUUCACUGCAUCUAAAGUCUUCCAUGGAAUAUCCAAUGUGUAUGACGAAGAUCAUUUGGCUCACUAUGAUUCCAGUAGUUUUUGUGUUUACUGUUUCCAUUGUCAUCUACAAAAUAUUCCAAGAAAAUGAACAAAAUUCAGAUUGUAAACACAGAGUAUCAGCACUUUCUACUAUUCUAAGAAGAAAGACUUCUAGACAUGCAAGAAGAACCAUAUCUGCUACUAAAAUUCAUCCGUUUCCUGUGAAAAGCGGCAAACAACAGACUCCACUUACUACACAGACCACAAUGAUACUGCCCGUAGUGCCUGAACAAGAGCAUUGUCCUAUUGGUGAAUCAACUGUAGAAGUUUCAGUUGUUGCUGUAUGAAAUAUGAUUAUUAAUGGAUGAAAGAAGACACAUCAUACACCACAGAAGAAAGCAUCUCCAUUUCCAGUUUGUGGAGCUACGUUACCUGUCUUUUCAUGAGAAUGCCAACUGCGUGUUUUAGUGGAGAAGCUCCAUUUUAUGUAUCAGAACUAUUUGGCAUUCUAUUAAGAAAAUAUGAUGGACAAACACAUUUUGAUAUAGAAUCCACUUCAAUGGGAGACUACGGACUUCACAUCUAUUUUCAGUUCAUUCAUGACUUACACGUGGAUGUGAGAUAAUCCUUGCAAUAGUUUAAUUUUCUAUCUGAGAAGAAAUUUAUUAUGUAUUCUCCACAGGAUAAAGACGACUGUUUAAAGAUAGGGACGAUCCUUUGCUUUUAUGAAACAAGCACUGUUUUUAGCCUAUUUAAUGCUCUAGGUGAUUAAGAUGCUUAGAAGACACAGCUUCUGGCUGUUGAGGCAGGUGGCCGAAGGAUCAUAGAAGGGGAGAAUCCUGAAGCACAUAUUAAUUUCUGCUGUAAACCAGCAAGACCUUCAUAAAAUCUGCAACAUCUUAGUGGAUAAAGAAUAUAAUGUGGAAAAAUAGUAAUUCGGCUUCAAACCACAAAAUCAUUAUUAUCGUUUUUUAAUAACUCAUUAAGACACCAAAUGGGUUUUGUACUUUUUGAUAAAUUGCAUUUCUCUCUUUUGUACUGCCUUAGAUCAUUAGUAUUCAGACUCAUCAUCUCCUGGAACUUUUCGUUACUUUCCAUUUAUUACUGCUCCUCUGAGUGUAAUGGAGCUGUUUGGGCUGAGCAGGGUCCCAAACUCAUUCAGUGCUAACACAUUAUUUGUGGGUAAAAUUUAACAAUUAAUUACAAAGCAGAGACAGAAACUGGAGAGCCAAGACUUCAGAUUCCCUUGUGCUAAAUCCAUCAGGAUGAACAGAUUGUAAACUGCCCAUUGCAAUUACGAUAUGCAGCAAUUUAGCUUCAAGUUACUACUUCAUAACCUCCAUCCCUUACAUUUAUAUAGCUUUUUCCUCCUGAAGCUUUCUGAAAUUGCUUCUCCAGCCAUUAUACUGCAUCGAGCGGUUCAGAUUUAGUAGGAAUAGUUGUGAACAUUAGCUUCUGAGUGAUUUGAGGCCAUAUGGAAUAUUUUAUAUUUAGUUGGGUGAGUCUGAAGCAUGUUUCCAUUGCUUGUUACCAUCUUAUAAAAAAAAAAAAUCAGAGAAAAACACUGACUUUCUUGAUUUGGGGGCUUUUGAGGCUUUAUUUUUUAUCUGUGGUAAUAACUUUAAGCUUUUCAGAAAUGGAUUUUUUAAUACAGCUUUUAAAAUAAACCUCUUAAAAUUU
Cuculus canorus (common cuckoo) is the source of this 2454-nucleotide messenger RNA. It is a transcript of the gene TMEM156, whose product is annotated as transmembrane protein 156. Bases 141 to 1121 code for a protein of 326 amino acids. The transcript is spliced from 7 exons. Lineage: Eukaryota; Metazoa; Chordata; Aves; Cuculiformes; Cuculidae. The record is from RefSeq and is a predicted model, not a curated record.